AUAACCACCAGCUUUUAGUGGAUUUAAACAAAUGCAGAAGAAGCUGUCAGUUCAGAGUCAGACGGUCUAUCUUGUCAGUUCCUUGGGUAACAUGUGUAACGUUGACUUUAAAUCAAUGAGGUGGGUUUCUUAAUAAUCUGACAAGGCUCUUUCAAUAGUUUAUUCACAUAUACAACUGAACGCCUCUGUCAGAGCGUCCACAGCACAAACGGUAUCGCAUCUUCCUUGUCAGUCUGUGAGUACCAACCCACACCACUGUCUACUGAUUGCAUUCGGCACGGCAGUCUGCGUUGAUGCUAGCGCGCUGGCUAGGUGGCUAGCCUUUGACUGCUGCGUGGUGGAGGCAAUGAAGCGACCCCCCCAGGCGUGUCUGAUAAAAUCCGUGGUUGGCAGUUUCACUGUCAGCAUUCACCAGAUAGCCCAGUCCUCUCUCUCUCUCUCUCUCCCUCCCUCCCUCUCCCUCGCUCGCUCGACCAGGCACCGCGGUGACGGGCUAGAUUCUACAAUCACCACUCGGAGGAGUGACUACUUGAGCGCUGUAGCUAACCAACCAUGAUAGAGAAGCUUACGAGUCGUGGGGUCACUUUUCUGCUUGAGAACGGAGAAAACUCGACUGCUGCAUUGUAGUCGUAAGCCUCUCUCGUCGGACUGAUUUAAGUGACUGUGCGUUAACAUCAAGAAACCGCAGUAUUUUUUUACUACCGCGUCGUGCCCCUUAAACGAAGACUAUUGGAAGGAAACAUUGAACUUGAAGAAGAAGAAAAUGGGAGCGGAAAGAGAUGUAAUAUAGUCUCAAGUCAGAGGAUAUACUUUCUUGGCACCGGGCAGUCCUUUUGAUUUUUUUAGAGGACACAUGUCUUGGAUGCAAAGGACUAAAAUAUCCCUAUCGCUGAUGUUUUGGAAAGGCACCCACUAAAAUCGGACUACAACAAGACUACCAAAGCGCAUUGUCAUGAAUGAUGGGGUUUGUGGCUUUGUGAAGUGCGUGCAGCUUUUUGUCGUUUGGGACCUAUUUGAAAUUUAUGAAAUUAAUAUGUUUUAACUGCGAAACAUUCAAGUCGACAUCACUCGUUUUGUGAAGAGGGCAUAAUGGAUUUAUCCACACGGAAGUGAGCUUGGCCCGGUCUUCCAGCCCGGUCCUCACAGGCUCCUCAGCGGCCAACGCAACGUCCUCGCUCCCUCCCUCCCCCGUCGGUCCCGUCCCCCCCACUCCCCACCUUUCCACCUGCCUGUGUCUUCAAUGACGUCUGUCCUGGGUGCGCAGCAGCAACAUCAUGGAUGGUUUGGACGUGCCCGUCCCGGCAGGUCCUCCGCAGUGCGUGUUGUCGUCGUUGUCGUCGUUGAACGUCAGUGACUGUCUGCUGUUCUUUUCCAUCUACAAAAGAACACCCCCACUCUCCGUGGUGGGAUCGGCCCCCCUCCUGUGUUACGCAUUCGACAGGAACUGUAACUGUUAACAGGGCCCUUGUUUUUUUUUUAGGGGCCCGACCUGUCUGAACAUCACAGACACAGACACACACCUACACCUACACACACACACACACGCGCGCACACACACGCACAAACCUCACCUCACCUCAGAAACGGCUGCUGCUGUGCUGUGGCACCCCCGUAUCGGUCCUUUCCUGUUACAUCCUCUAAAACCCAACCAUCCCUGGAUUUUUUUGGAGUCGAUAUCUGGAGUUGUGAUACCAGGAGUUGAUAUCUGGAGUUUAUUCUUUUAUCUCUGCUGUGGCCUGUGAAUAACGGUUUGGGGGUGCACAUUUAGAGAUUCCUUCUUCUAAUUUAUUAUUGUUAUUGUGGUUAUAAUUAUUUUACACUGCGUUAAUAUUGUUGUUAUUAUUAUUUGGCGCUGUACGUACGCACAAACGCACAAAACAAGUCGAUUAUUAUCAUAUCGGUUAUUUUUUCGCCCUUCCCUUUUGGUCGCCAAGAUGUCGGAUAAAAAGUCAAACGGCAAAGACCACAAGUUCCUCGCCCCGCCCCCGCCCAAGUCGUCGGUCAACGGCUCUUCCGGGUCGGACUCGCGGGUCGGGGAGAAGGUCGGCGCCGCUGGCCGUGGCGGCGGCGGUGCCGGAUCCGGCUCGGGCUCGGGUCAGGGUCAGCACCAGCCGGUGCGUCGGCGGCGCCACACCAUGGAGCGUGACCCGAAGACCGGCGAGCAGCACCGCUUCUUCCGGCGCAGCGUGAUCUGCGACUCCAACGCCACCGCGCUCGACCUCCCCAGCAAGGCAGUCAGCAUCAUCCUGGCCUCGCCGCCCGACGGGGAACAACCCCCCAUACCCCCCCGCCAGCCCUCCUCCUCCACCUCCACCACCACCUCCUCCUCUGCCACCUCCAUCUCCACCACCUCCUCCUCUACCAUCGCCGCCACCUCCAUCCCGGCACCUGCGCGGGCACUACCGGAGCAGCCCGAGGACGAGGCGGUAUCAGCGUCGUCGAGCAGCACCACCGCUCCCUCCACCACCUCCGCCUCUGCGUCUGCACCUAGCGCUCCUGCUACCGGUGUGUCUUCGCAGCUGGAUGGCGGGAAGCCUCUGGACUCACAGAGUGGACCCACGGCGACCAGUAGCCAGCAGGACGCGAAAGCAGCUGGCGGUGUUGCGACAGCCGAGGUGACCAGCGGUGACAAGACCGCGGCGGCGGCGGUGACGACAUCAGCCACACAGCGGGAGGGCGGCGCCGUCAUCAGCGGCGGAGAAGCAGCAGGAGGAGAGAAGAAGAGCGAGGAGGCGAGGGCUCGGGCGGCGUCGGAGCAGCGCGAGGCGGAGAAGGCGGAGAAGAAGCAGCAGCAGGACGAGAAGGACGAGGAGGUGGAGACCAAGGCGGUGGGCACCUCGCCCGACGGACGCUUCCUCAAGUUCGACAUCGAGAUCGGGAGGGGGUCGUUCAAGACCGUCUACAAGGGCCUGGACACCGAGACCACCGUGGAGGUAGCCUGGUGCGAACUGCAGGACCGUAAGUUGUCCAAGUCUGAGCGCCAGCGGUUCAAGGAGGAGGCGGGCAUGCUGAAGGGCCUGCAGCACCCCAACAUCGUGCGCUUCUACGACUCCUGGGAGGCGCCCUCCAAGGGCCGCAAGUGCAUUGUCCUCGUCACCGAGCUCAUGACGUCCGGCACGCUCAAGACCUACCUGAAGCGUUUCAAGGUGAUGAAGAUCAAGGUGUUGCGCAGCUGGUGUCGCCAGAUCCUGAAGGGGCUCCACUUCCUCCACACGCGCCUCCCGCCCAUCAUCCACCGAGACCUCAAGUGUGACAACAUCUUCAUCACCGGGCCCACCGGGUCAGUUAAAAUCGGGGACCUGGGAUUGGCCACGCUCAAGAGAUCCUCAUUCGCCAAGAGUGUUAUCGGUACCCCUGAGUUCAUGGCUCCGGAGAUGUAUGAGGAGAAGUAUGAUGAGUCGGUGGACGUCUACGCCUUCGGGAUGUGCAUGUUGGAGAUGGCCACCUCUGAGUACCCUUACAGCGAGUGCCAAAACCCAGCCCAGAUAUACCGCAGAGUCACCAGCGGAGUUAAGCCGGGCAGCUUUGACAAGGUGGCCAUUCCUGAGGUCAAGGAGAUCAUCGAGGGCUGCAUACGGCAGAACAAAGACGAGAGGUACUCGAUCAACAUCCUCCUGAACCAUGCCUUCUUCCAGGAGGAGACAGGGGUGCGUGUGGAGCUGGCCGAGGAGGAUGACGGGGAGAUGAUUGCCAUCAAGCUGUGGCUCCGCAUUGAGGACGUGCGCAAGCUCAAGGGCAAGUACAAGGACAACGAGGCCAUCGAGUUCUCCUUCGACCUCAACAAGGACGUGCCCGAAGAUGUCGCCCAGGAAAUGGUGGAGUCUGGCUAUGUGUGUGAGGGCGACCACAAGACCAUGGCCAAGGCCAUCAAGGAUCGCGUCUCUCUGAUCCUCAGCAAGCGCGAACAGAGACUACAGGUGCGACAGGAGCAGGAGAAGAGGAGGUUAGAGGAGGCGGCCCAGAAGGAGGCGCAGCAGCAGCAGCAGCAGCAGCAGCAGCAGCAGCAGGAGGUGCAGAGGAGCGCGGGCCCCACGGCCCAGUCCUCCAUAGAGCUCCCAGAGGAGGGUGACAUAGCAGGAGACACACAACAGCAGCAGCAGCAGCAGCAGCAGCAGUACCAGCAGAGCAUCUCUAUGACCUCGGAGGGUACUGCUGACAGUGGUCAGGGUUCGUCGGCCAUCUUCUCGGACUCCCACCUGAGCCAGGCCAUGUCCUAUAGCUCCGCCCCCGUGCCCCAACAGCAGCAGCAGCAGCAGCCACCGACUGGCCAACCACAGGCCUCCUACCCGCCCCCCACCGCCCCUCACAGCCAAUCACAGCACCCGGCCUACGUGCAGCAGCCAAUGGUAAGUGAGCCCCCUUUUGAGCGACUUGUGUGUGUUUGCUUGUGUUUUUAUAUAUGUGUGUGUUGGCUCUGUUGUCGGGUCUGUGAGUGUGUGUGUGUCUGUGAUUGUGUGUGUGUGUGUGUGUUUACAGUGUGUGUGUGUGUUAAUAUGCCUAUUCCCUUCGCCUGUCUGUAUGUGUGUGUAUUCCAGCCUGCUGUCGCCCCAGCUGCCCGCCGCGGCCGUAGCAUGUCCGUUUGCGUGCCCUGUUCCUCCUCCUCCUCCUACUCCACCCUCCACCACCACCUCCUCCUCUCCGCCCCUCCUCCUCCUCCUCCCUCCACCCAGCUGCCCUUCACCUCCUACACCCCCUCGCAUGGCCACGGUUGGGGACCCUCCUCCUCCCCGCCCGCGCCCUCCUCCCCCCCGACGCCUCCUGUGCCGUCGUUUGGGGAGCCCAACGUCUCCUCCAUGGCGGCGUUCCCGGGGGGCGAUGACGGGGAGACGUUUGCGGGCCGCCUGUCCCGAGCGCUGGAGUGUGUCCUGCCGCUGCAGAACGCGCCCCCCCGCUCACGACCGCGACGCGCCAGCCUCCCCACCCUCUUUGCAAGCCCUCCGACGUCGGUGAGUCUCUCUGCGUUCGCGAGUGCCGUGGGCGGUGGCCCCCCUUCUUCUCAACAACAACAACAGCCCGGGGCCCCCCCUCCUCUGCUCUCCAUGGACCCCCCUCCACCACAGCAACAACCCCAGCCCCAGCCGGGGCCCCCUCCAUCUCUCUUCUACCCCAAUCAGGAGCGCCCGAUCUCCUUCUCGCCCCCUCCCUGCUGCCCUCCCCCCAAGGGCCUGUCCCAGCGCCGCAAGAGCACCUCCAUCCUGGAGGCUCACACACGACACUUCCAGCCCGCGUACCGUACCUACGCCCCUCCUGGGCUGCACCCUUACUCCGCGGCAGCAGGGGGAGCUCUGGGGCCCGAGGCCGGCCUGGACGCGCCCCUCUUCCUGCCCCUUCACCCGCAGGAGGAAACGGUGCGGCGGCUGAGUCUCGGACAGGCUGCGCUCCUGGACCAUUACGAGGCGCUGGCGUCCUAUCACGGCGGGUACACGCUGCACGCUGCCCACUCGCACGCCCACGCCCUCAGUCAGCUGGGCUUCCACCACCUGGCGUACGAGCAGCCGACUGCUGCCUACCUGCACCCUCACCUGCAGGGGCACAUGAGGAUGACACACAGCCCUGUACCGCAGCUGGCCCCACAAAUGACCAUCCAACAGCAGCAGCAGCAACAACAGCAGCAACAACAGACACAACCUCAACAGUCGGCCCCUCCAGGGUCCACACAGCAGGAGGUCUACCAGCCGCACUCCUUCUCCCACUCGGCCCCACCGCUGCUGGCCGAGCCGCCCAUGUUUGACUACCACAUGCACUCGCUGCCCCCGGACCCGGCGCUGCUGGCGCCCAGACUGUACCGCUCGCGGCGCGGCUCCAUGGAGCUCGGGCUGGGGCUGGAGGACGGGGCGGGCGGCGUUGGUGGUGGCGGGAGCGCGCCCAGUAGCCGCCUGCAGCCCGUGACGGAGGAACUUUACAGCUACCUGAGUCCAGAGAUGCCUCUACCACCCGGAAGCCUGCUGCUGCAUCACCCCGGCAACGCUAAGGAGCGCAGCCCCGAUAUGGAACCCUCUAGCGACUCGCUAGCGUCCUCUGAUGCCUCGGAGUUCCACUCCCCACCUCCCCCCUCCUCGACAACGACGGCGGCGGCGGCCAUGCCACCUGCACUGCUGCUGGCACAACACCGCCCCUCUAUGGACGCCUCGGCAGCCCAGGCCAUCCCGCUGCCGCACCCGUCCUACGAGGGCCUUCCUGGGGGGACCCUGGACGCCGGACACCCCCCGAGCCAGACCGCCUUCCUGGAGCCUCCUCCUGCCGGAUCUCAGCUGCCGCCCCCUCUGCUGGCCAACCUGCUGCACUGCGGCUGGGCGCGCGCCGCCGAGCUCAUGUACCACGAUCUGCCUCCCGUCGGGCCCACGCAGGGAUCCUCUCUGGUCUCUGUUCCUCCGUGUUCCUCUGCUCCAGCGGUGGUCCCCAGCUCCCAAACAGCUGCAGCAGUACCACAGCAACAGUAUGGAGGUUACUACGUCCAAGCCAUCCCCUCACAGGUGCCCACCAGCCAACCGGCCGCCACCGUGCCUGUCCAGCAGCAGAGCAGCCUCCCUCCACAGAGCAGCACACACACUCCUGCCGCACAGACGUGUGCCGGUGCUCAGGCUCCGCCCGUUGCUGCGGUGCAUGUUGCCGUGACGCCGGUUCCCAUGGCGACCACCCCUGCGACCUUUGUCACCCCCGUGCUGCCGCCUUCCGCGUCCGUGGCGGCGCCGUCGGCACCAGGCUUGGCCCAGCGGCAGGCAGCAGCGGUGGCCAUGGCACCACAGUUGACCCAAAACAAAAUUCCGGCUCAGCCCACCCCAACGCCUCUCCCAAUAAUGACCACCUCCUCGAUGGCUCCAGUCCCUCCGUCUGCCCAAAAAACAGUCCCAGUUGCAACAAUGGCUCCAUUGGUUCCUAACCCAGCCACAAUGGUGCAAAUGGCUCCAGGUCCAGCCACAAUGGUGCACAUGGCUCCAGGUCCAGCCUCAAUGGCCCAAAUGCCUCCUGUCUCUUCAGUCCCAGUGCCCCGAUUGUCACCAGUGCCCUCAAUGGCUCCAGUUGCACUGGCCCAGAUGGUUCCAGUGGUACCAGGGCCAGCUGCUGCUGUAAAGUUCCCCAAUAUGCCCCAAGUGGUGGUGCCCCCUGUUGGUGUGGGGGUAUCAGUGCCUUUCUCCUCUCCCCCUCCACCACCAGCAGUAGCAGCAGUAACAACUGUUGUGCCUUCAGGUGGGGUUGCCACUGUAAAGGCCACACCACCACCCACAGCCCACCCUCACCCGCCCCCUAUGCAAAUGGCCCCACCCAACACUGCUGCCACCUUGCCCCAGAAGCCCAUUGCUCCUCAUCCUCCUCAUCCUCAUCCUCUUCCUCCUCAGCAAAUGGUGCCCCCAAACGCCCUACCCCAGAAAGCAACACCCACCACCACCACUACAGCUACUUUGCCCCAGAAGGCCCAGCCCUCUGCUCAACCGGCUCCUCAGCCUGGGUCUUCAGAGCAGGCCCAACUACAGCUGCCUAUAGUCACCUCGUCCGUAGAGAGUGGCCAGUCUGACGUGGCGUCCGGCCUGAGUGACGGUAACGAGGGCGGCAUGGCGUCCAGCGGGCGGCACGAGGGGCGGAGCAUCAAGAGGGACCGCAGACGCUCCGUACGCAGCCGCUCACGACACGGAACACUGGGGAAGGCCAAACUCAACGUCCUUAAUAUCUCCAAUAUUGGCGACCGUGUGGCGGAGUGCCAGCUGGAGACUCACAACAGGAAGAUGGUGACCUUCAAAUUCGACCUUGACGGAGACAACCCUGAGGAGAUCGCAGAGAUUAUGGUGUUGAGUGAGUUCAUCCUUGAGAGUGAGCGGGAGUCCUUCAUAGAGCAGGUGAGGGAGGUCAUCGAGACAGCCGACGAGAGAGGCCUGGAGAGAGAAGCCGGCCAGGUAUACACACACACACACACACACACACACACACACACACACACACACACACACACAGAGGACUGGAGAGAGAGAGGACUGGAGAGAGAAGCCGGACAGCCUCCUGACCAUGAACAGCAAUCCCCAGACUCAACUACAAACCCCACAGGUGUGCAGUCCAGUCUGGGUACCCAGGUGGUCCACUCGGCAGGCCGCAGGUUCAUCGUGAGCCCCGUGCCCGAGUCACGCCUCCGAGAACAGUUCUUCAGCCCCACCAGCCCUCCCCUCGCAGAGGACUCAGCCUCCGCAGCUCCAGGUCUGGGCUUGUCCCAGUCUGCGUCGGCGGUGAGUCUUCAGCAGGCCUUCAACGAGAUGCGUCAGGGAGGGCAGGCCUACGACCCGGGCCCCAGCACCGCACCCCCCACCCUGCACCCCACCACCACCCCUCAGAUACCCCCCACCUCCACCACCACCAUAGUCGCCGUGGCAACAGUGCCCGAACCCGCUCUCGCUCCUGCUCCCGUCCCCACCGCUGCUCCAACUCAGCCGCCACCCUCCACCUCUCCUUCUCUUCCCUCCAUAUCCCUCUCUUCCUCCUCCGCUGCUGCCCCCUCCUCCGCUACCCCCUCCACCACCACGGCUCCCUCCUCCUCCUCCUCCUUCCCUCCGUCGGCCCAGACUGCCCCCCAAACAGCCCCCCCUCCUGCCCAGCCAUCCUCCGUCUCAUCUCCCCCCUCCUCCUCCUCAGCGGUGGUGGCUCCCGCUCCUGUUGCCUCCUCCACCACCUCCUCUACUACUCCACCUCCUGCUCCUGUAGUGUCCACAGUCACCUCCUCUUCCUCUGGUCCUGCUCCUUCUCCGUCAUCGUCUGACGCCACCACCCUUCCUCCUCCAUCAACAUCAUCAUCAUCAUCAGUGCCAGGAGAGAUGCCACCUACUGCCUCUAAUGCCUCUGCUGCUACUGCUGGUGGGGUGCCCACCACUGCCACCCCGGCUGCCACGCAGGCCCCCCAGACCAGCUCUGGUGAUGCUGGUAGUGCCACUACUCCGUCCACAUCCACCCAGGCCCAGGUGCCUCCGUCCAUGCAGUCUGGUUCUACCACCCCCGUGGCAGCGGGGCAGCCCAGCACCAGCCCGGGCCAGACGCAGACGCACAUACACACCGCCCAGUGCCUGGCACAAGCUCAAGGUCAGCCACCACAACAGGGGGCGCCACACGCACACUGCCCCGACUGUGAAGUGGCGGCGGCGGACGCACAGGCCAAGGGGGCGUCGGGCAGCCCGGGCAUCGAGGACAUCCACGCGCUGGACAAGAAGCUGCGCUCGCUGUUCGACCUCAGCUCCGGCCCCCAGAACGCCUCCACAGACGGCCUACCCUCCGAUGCUCCCAGCGGGGCAACCGGAACCUCCUCCCCCACCGGGUCCAUCAUCGCUGGUGGUGGUGGUGGAGGUAGCGGGAGUGGAGGGGCCCCUGUGCCUCCAUCUAGCCUCCCCCUGUCUGGGGCAGCGCAGCCGGGGACCCCCCUCGGCACCCCCGGGCCCUCCUCCACCACGCCUGCCUCCGGAGGGUACGCGCAGGGCGGCACGCCCGCCAAAACACCCCUCUCCAGAGUACCGGGUCUGCCUGACCAGGCUGGGACUCCGCCCACUGAGUACCUGCCGCCCUUCCCAGGACCCGCCCUAGUGCAGUCCCAGCAGCCUCUUGAGGAUCUUGAUGCCCAGUUGAGGAGAGCGUUGAGCCCAGAGACCGUUCCAGUCAUCCCUCAGGCCGCGUCUGGAGCCCCCUCUGGUGGACAGCCAGUGACCAGCCUGGAUGGAGAAGUGGCUCCUGCACCGGCAGCCUUCACCUGUGGCAGAUUCCAGGUCACCGUGGCAACCGAGGUUGGUGGCGCGUCCCAGGCCAGACGCGGCUCCUCCGACUCCUCCACCACCUCCUGCUCCUCCACCUCCUCUUCCUCCUCCUCCUCCUCCUCUCUGUCCAGCCCGGAGAACACGCUGCACCGCUCCUCUGGCCUGCGUCGUCCUCAGCUUAGUGACGAGGUGGACAUGGCACCUCCUCCACAGCACCACCUCCCCCCAGCCUCCUCCUCCGCCACCUCCUCUCCUGUGCCCCCCACCACCACCAUCGGCCGCUUCCUGGUCACCUCCUCCACCUCUGCUCCUGCUUCCAUGGCUGCCAUGGCAACUGGAACUGAUGCCAACGGCAACAACACGCGCCUGGGACGGUUCUCAGUCACCCGUAGUCCCGAAGAGCCCGCUGUUGCCCCCGUAACAACAACAACAACCACCACCACCGCUGCUGUGCCCAUCGUCCCCGGUAACCACCUGCCCUCGUCGCUAGGCAACGGACCGCCCGUCCCCACGACGAUGGGGGUGCCGAGCCCCGAGGGGCGGAGCCUGAACAACUCGUACCUGAGCAGUGACAACGACUCGGAGAUGGAGGACGAUGACUUCAAACGGGAGAUCGGACGACUACGAGACAAACACCUGCGUGAGAUCCAGUCGCUGCACCUGCGUCAGAAGGAGGAGAUUGACUCGCUCUUCACGCGGCUCGGCAAAGCCCCGCCCACCAACCUCAACCCGCCCCUCGUGGCCCCGCCCGGCCGACGCAGACGCCCCACCAAGAGCAAGAGCAGCAAGUCCAGCCGGAGCAGUCAGCAGUCAGCGAGCACCCUGUCUGCCCAGAGUGCCCCGGCAGUCUACCCCUCCCCAGGGGAUCUGCUGCCCCCCUCUGGCCUCUCUGACGGGGCCCUGACUGGGCACGGGGGGCACGGGCAUCCCCUGGGGCACCUGCCCCUCAAGGCCUCCCCCUCCACAGACCUGCUCUGCUCCGCUUACACCAGCGACGCCGCCCUCAGCAUACACACGCAAGGCUGUGUGAAGUUUAGCUGUGGGGCCGAGAGGGUGACCUUCAAGCCAGUUGGCAGGAGGACGCGCUUUCUGACGCCCACGGUCCACAGCAACCAACCAACGCCACACCAACCACCCCCACACCAAUCAACCAACCACACCCCCACUGUCCACACCAACCAACCCCAACCCCACACCAACCACAACAAACCCACCCCCACCCCCACCCCCACCCCCACCCCUGGUCUUAGCCCCCUGGAUGGUGGUCUAUGUAGCACGGCGGCUCGUCUGAACCCCACCCCCCCAAUCAACCAACCACACCCCCACUCUCGUUUGACUCCCACACCCCCACUGUCCACACCAACCAACCCCAACCACACCCCCACUGUCCACACCAACCAACCCCAACCCCACAACAAACCCACCCCCACCCCCGGUCCUCUUAACCCCCUGGAUGGUGGUCUAUGGACGAGCAGUACUACCGGGGUGAGCGGCCCGGGCCCAGGCCCGACGGUGGCUCAGGGGGGGCCCCCCUCGAGCGGCGCCAGCGUCCCGCCAGCUGGGGCCCUGGGGCCCCCCCACUCCAACCCCAACGCCAACUCCAACUCCCUCCCCAGCGCCCAGAGCCGCAAGGGCACCUUCACCGACGACCUCCACAAGCUGGUGGACAACUGGGCACGAGACGCCAUGAGCCUGUCACAGGGCAAGAGGCAUACCGCCAAGACACAAGAGGUGCUCCCUCCGGUCAACAUGGGCCGUAAGUUCUCCGCUCCGGGCCAGCUGUGCCCCGGCCUGGGCGGUGGUGGGGGCUCGUCCUCAUCCCUGGGGGGUGCCGCCGCCGCCCCCUCGUCCGCUACCUCGCUGGGCACCCGCAAAGGCUCCAUGUGCUCGGCCACCAGCGCCAACACCAUGCCCCCCCUUGUGGGGGUCGGGGUCGGGGUUGGGGUAGUUGGCUACCCCACACACCCACACUCACACACGUCUGCACCUUACUCCAGCACGGGGUCGUCCUCCGCCUGGCCCCCCCCUUACUCCUCCUCCGUCUCCUCGGUCACCGCGGCGGCGACGGGCCUCCUGGCCCCCACCUCGUCCAGCAGUACCCCUCAGAUGCCCCCGCUCCAGACCUCCUCUGCUGUCGUCUCCUCCUCCAGCGUUGCUACGACAACCAACCCCAUGCAGCCCUUCCACCACACGCACGCCCACGCGCAUACGCACGCACUGCCCCUGCAAAAGGCCGUGGCAAACCAAGCGGGCGGCGCCAACAUGCGGACCACAUAAGGGGCCCCAGUUGAACGGGGCCGUGACGUGAUGUGCGCUUACAUGCUUUGCUCACCAGGUGGCGCCAAAAACAACCUCACACCCACCAACCAUCACCAUUAUCACCAUCAUUACUAAGCCACCACGAGGGGUGGGCACUGAGAGGACACACAGGCUGGCAAGGACAAAGGAUGGACGGAGAGACGGAUGGACGGACAAAAGCAUGGACGGACGGACAGAUAGACUGAUUCAAAGGACUAGUGAUUGCCCAGCUAUUCUGUUUUUCCUCCUCGAAAGGCUGGAGCUAAGACUAUGUGUGUGAGCACGAGAGAGAAAAAGAUUGAGAAAGUGUGCGUGUGUGUGUGUGUGAUACAGCAAGUAUGUUGUCCUCAAGGCCAAAGGCCCUCCUCUCCUCCUCCUCUCCUCUCCACUCUGUCUGCCCCCCUGAAGCUGGAAAAGCAUAUGAUGGGAUGGAUCCCCUCCCCGUCACCAUGGAUACAGAGGUGUGUUGGUUGGUUGGUUGGCGCUGAGCAGAGACUUACGGACGGAGACACACACACACACACACACACACACACACACACACACACACACACACACACACACACACACACGUGUGCAAAUGCAAUGCAACGUUCUGUUCUGCCGCCAAAGAAGAAAGCAGGAACGGGAUUGGUGGACUGGAAUGGCUUCACUCUGAUCUGAUAGGCUGUGAGGAUCGAAACUCCACCUACCCUUUAGUAUGGGGUUGGAGAGGGGUUGGUUUUAUGAUUUAUAUAGUGAAUGUUGGCAAUGAGGUGUGUGUGUGCG
Engraulis encrasicolus (European anchovy) is the source of this 12785-nucleotide messenger RNA. RefSeq names its product serine/threonine-protein kinase WNK1-like. Gene Ontology annotation, cellular component: cytoplasm; cytosol. NCBI's taxonomy places the organism in Eukaryota, Metazoa, Chordata, Actinopteri, Clupeiformes, Engraulidae. Gene Ontology annotation, biological process: negative regulation of sodium ion transport; positive regulation of potassium ion import across plasma membrane; protein phosphorylation. The coding region runs from base 1935 to 11996 and encodes 3353 amino acids. The record is from RefSeq and is a predicted model, not a curated record. Gene Ontology annotation, molecular function: protein serine/threonine kinase activity; potassium channel inhibitor activity; ATP binding. The transcript has 40 exons.